GACUCACCAUGACCCUCAUGUUCAAACUGCUGCUGUGCCUUGGACUGAGUGUGGGACAGAAGACUGCAGGCCUGGCAGGAAUCCUCCCAAAGCCCAAAAUCUGGGCUCAUCCACACUCUAUGAUUGACGUAUAUGAACCUGUGACUAUUUGGUGUCAGGGUUCCUGGAAGGCCCAGGAGUACUAUGUGCUUAAAGAAGGACACUCAGAUCCUUGGGACCAACAAUACCCUCUGGAACGCUCAGACAAGGUUAAGUUCAAAAUCCAAUACAUGACAGGGGAAUUUGCAGGGAUAUAUACGUGUUACUAUAAGAGCCCUGCUGGCUUGUCAGACCAGAGUGACACCCUGGAACUGGUGCUAACAGGAGCCUAUGAAAAACCAAGCCUGUCUGUUUGGCCCAGCCCUGCUGUGACCUCAGGAGAGACCAUAGCCAUGCAGUGUAGCUCAUCACUGGGAUUUGGCAGAUUCAUUCUGAUCCAGGAAGGAAAGCACCACCUCUCGUGGACCCUGGACUCACAGCAGAAUUCCACCUCAGAAUUCCAGGCUCAUUUUGUUCUGGACCCCGUAACUACCAUCCACAAUGGUACAUUCAGAUGCUAUGGCUAUUUUAGGAACCGUCCCCAGCUGUGGUCAAAAUCAAGUGACCCCCUUCCACUCCUUGUCUCAGAGUCCAAGGACCUGUCUCUCACCCACACUGAGAAUGGACUGCUGUUUACAGAACCCCCAGCCUCACUGCAUGAAGGUCACACAGUUGAAAAUCUCAUCCGAAUGAUCAUGGCUGCCUUGGUUUUAGUUACUCUGGUGAUUCUGUGGUUAGCGGCUUGGCACAGAAAGGAAAUGGGAAUAGAUGCAAUCAGGAGAUAA
This is a messenger RNA of Onychomys torridus (southern grasshopper mouse), 863 nucleotides long. RefSeq names its product leukocyte immunoglobulin-like receptor subfamily B member 4. Lineage: Eukaryota; Metazoa; Chordata; Mammalia; Rodentia; Cricetidae. The coding region runs from base 9 to 863 and encodes 284 amino acids. Gene Ontology annotation, molecular function: inhibitory MHC class I receptor activity. Gene Ontology annotation, biological process: cytokine-mediated signaling pathway. The record is from RefSeq and is a predicted model, not a curated record. The transcript is spliced from 6 exons.